Eubalaena glacialis (North Atlantic right whale) is the source of this 850-nucleotide messenger RNA. It is a transcript of the gene IZUMO4, whose product is annotated as IZUMO family member 4. Bases 1 to 642 code for a protein of 213 amino acids. The record is from RefSeq and is a predicted model, not a curated record. NCBI's taxonomy places the organism in Eukaryota, Metazoa, Chordata, Mammalia, Artiodactyla, Balaenidae. Gene Ontology annotation, cellular component: nucleus. The transcript has 9 exons.
AUGGCACUGCUGCUGUGCCUGGCGCUGACAGCGGCGCUGGCCCGUGGCUGCUUGCACUGCCACGGCAACUUCUCGGAGAAGUUCUCCUUCUACCGCCAUCACGUGAACCUCAAGUCCUGGUGGGUGGGCGACAUCCCCGUGUCGGGCUCGCUGCUCACUGACUGGAGCCAGGACACAAUGAAGGAGCUGCACCUGGCCAUCCCCGCGGAGAUCACCCGGGAGAAGCUGAACCAAGUGGCGAACGUCGUGUACCAGAGGAUGGAUCAACUGUACAAGGGGAAGAUGUAUUUCCCUGGGUAUUUUCCCAACGAGCUGCGAGCUAUCUUCCGGGAGCAGGUGCACCUCAUCCAGAAUGCCAUCAUCGAAAGCCGCAUCGACUGUCAGCGUCACUGUGGCAUCUUCCAGUACGAGACCAUCUCCUGCACCAACUGCACGAACUCGCACGUCGUCUGCUUUGGCUACAACUGCGAGUCGUCAGCAGAGUGGGAGACAGCAGUGCAGGGCCUCCUCCAGCACAUAAAUAACUGGAGCAAACAGGACACCAACACCAGCUUGAUAUCACCAAGCUUCAGGUGUCUGGAGCCCCCGCACCUGGCCAACCUGACUCUGGAAAACGCCUCUGAGUGCCUGAUGCAGCACUGAGGGCGGCCAGGCCAGCCAGACCCACCCCCGCCACGGUGCGGGGCCAGGACUCCGCUGGACCGCCUCGGGCUGACGCUGUGGAGCAGGCCUGCUGCUGCCUGGGUGCCCCACCCCCUUGAAGCCCAGGCUGGGCUGGGCCGGGCCGGGGCUGGGAGGAGGGGAAGGGAGGUAGAUGGGUUUGUAUAUAGCAGCGGGAUCACAGCUGUUU